This is a messenger RNA of Xiphophorus hellerii (green swordtail), 2614 nucleotides long. RefSeq lists its product as uncharacterized. The transcript is spliced from 10 exons. Bases 1523 to 2197 code for a protein of 224 amino acids. Lineage: Eukaryota; Metazoa; Chordata; Actinopteri; Cyprinodontiformes; Poeciliidae. Gene Ontology annotation, cellular component: external side of plasma membrane. Gene Ontology annotation, biological process: immune response; positive regulation of T cell proliferation; cellular response to lipopolysaccharide. The record is from RefSeq and is a predicted model, not a curated record.
CUUUAUGCCCUGCAACAUGGAGACAGUAAUGAAUGUAAUGAAUGUCCGGCAUUAGGAGGAGGAGUUCUUAAAGUGAGUAGGAGUUUGAUCCCUCGACCGCCUCUAAAAAGCAUAACUGAAAUUAUUUGUCAGUCUGUUAGUUUAGAUCUAAACUGUAGCUUUAGAGAUCAGUAGCAACGUUAUGCAGAGACCUGGACACAAAAGUUGACAAAGCAACAAAAUAUGGAGGCUGAUAAAGAAGAAAACUAACAGAGAUGAAGAUGAUCUCCAGGAUCCUGCUGCUCCUCAUCCUCAGCUCAUGUCUCUGUGCAGCAACAUUUGUAGUGAAUGUGACACAGAGCAGCUAUCAGGCAGAGGAGAACCACAGCAUCACUCUGGAGUGGACCUUCACCACCAAGACUCAGGGAUCCUGGAAGAAUCUGUUCAUCUACUGCAGCUUGUUGGCUCCUCAUAAAGAAUUGAUCUUCUAUCAGGUCCAUAAAGGUGUUGAGAUUUCAGAUUCUCAGGAUGAACAGUUUUCAGGACGAGUCCAGAUUGACAAAGACGUCCUCAGAGAAGGACGAAUCAGACUCCAUGUGUCCAGACUGAGGACUGAAGACUCUGGUCUGUACCAAUGUCAGGUCAACACAGAAUAUGGACAGGGCUCUGCCAGCCUUCGACUGAUCGUUAAAGAACCUCAGACUGUUGGACCCACAGUGAGAACAGAACCAGAGAGGAAACAAACCACCAACCUUGGACUGAUAUUUAUUCCUGUGGUUCUAUCUGUUCUGAACUUUGGUAUUAUUUUAUUAAUCAGAAAGAGGAAACGAAAAAAUCUGAUGAGGAUACAAAACGUCAGAUCCACAAACCUUGAGGACUUUAAUUCUGUUUGACAUCAGUUUUAAUCUGAACCAACACAAGUUUAAGCCCAAGACUCUUCAGGGUUUGGCUGAAACAGGCGGAUGUUAUUCCUCUACUUUUCUACAUCUUAAUAAAUUAAAACUGAUGAUCAAAAUACAAGCCCAGGAGAAUAUAAUACAUACCUAUUUAAUUUUACGGCUGAUUCUUAUGUUUUAAUACUUUUUAGCUGAAAGGUUCAAGUCUUUGUUUAAUUCAACUUGAGCAGAAAAACCAGUUUGUAACCUGAAAGUGAAACCUUCAUGUUGCUGACAUAAAUACGCCUCCUUCCUGUUUCCAAUCACGAGUGAAUCUGAUGCAACAAAUGCAGAUAAUAACUUCCUCUACUGGACUUUCCUCACUCACAACGAAGCCUCAGUCACUGUCUGAUCGUCUCUCCUGCUGAAAAUAUUAAUAAUCACAGUGAGGAGAAUCGGCUCAAUACUCCACUACAAAGUCACACCUGAGAGAGAUGAAUCCGGAAGAAGAGCUUCAGUCACACAUCUUUUUCUACAUUGGUUCACGUUACGACGAGCUCUUGGAUCCCGGCUGUGGCUGACAAACAGAAACAAACCAACCGGUCUGACGGCUCCUGGAAAAACUGCAGAAACGUCUCUUUGGUUUUUGUUCUUCUGACCUUGAGAAAAUGAGUUUGUUCUUCCUCCUUCUUCACCUGACCUGCUCUGUUCAGGGAAUAUUUACAGGUGAAACGCCUCCAGCUGUUCACGAAACAGAAGAAGACGACAACUUCACCCUCGGCUGGGACAGCCUGACCCAAACCAACACGACCCUCACCAGUGUGAUCUGUUUUCUCCUGCUGAGUCCUCCUAAAGUCCUGUAUCGAAAGAUAAGUGGAGCUGAGGCCCCAGAGUCUCAGGAUGGACAGUUUUCAGGACGAGUUCAGAGUGACGGGAGAGAAGGGCGACUCAGACUCCACCUGUUCAGACUGAGGACUGAAGACUCUGGAAGUUACCGCUGUGACCUGGCUGCUUAUAACCAGGUGUUGAGGAAAUGGGAGCUGCAGACUUCAGUGACGUUUGUCCUGAACGUGACCAAAACCUCUCGCGGAGACACGUCUGCGUCUCUGAACACACCAAAGCCUCGCCUCAGCGCUACUGCAGAAAAACAAAAGCUUCAAAUAAUCAUGGUUACAUUUGGCACAGUUCUACUAGUUUUCUUCCUACUUGCCGUUGCAAUUCUGGCUUGUAGACCUUCUGGAAUACAAUGCACAGGUUGUCUAACCAGAAAUAUGGAUGAAUUAGAGGACAUAGAAAUAAACGGGAAUGAUUUUGAAGAGAUGAACCUUAUGAUCAACCACUGAGCAGAUCAUCUUCCAUCCGCAUCUGCUCCAGAUGUUCAUCAUUUCAUCUCUUCGAUUUUUGCCUCCAGAGAUUCUUCUAACAAAUUACCAUCAGCUUAUAGAAUAGAAACAGUCUAAUUAUAUUUAUUAACCCCCAAAUGGUACAUCCUGACUAUUUCCUUCUUCUCUUAUCAACUUUGUCGCCGUUUCUGACAUUAAGUGGUAUUUUGCAAAACUGAAAUGUAUCUACACAAUCCAUCAAAGCAACAAUGUGUGUAUAUAUUUAUGGCAUUGAAUCAUUUAACCAAACAUUAAUGUUCUUAGGGUUUCAUUGUUUAACUUUUAGGGUUUGUUUUAUUUUUAUUAGCAAAGUUAUAUUUUAUUUCUCAUAUUUGAUGUACGUUAUGUUUUAUGGUUUGCUUUAAAAAUUAAAAUGAA